Molecule: messenger RNA, 2565 nt
Organism: Sciurus carolinensis (gray squirrel)
Lineage: Eukaryota; Metazoa; Chordata; Mammalia; Rodentia; Sciuridae
Gene: Znf384
Product: zinc finger protein 384
Biological process (GO): regulation of transcription by RNA polymerase II
Molecular function (GO): DNA-binding transcription factor activity; RNA polymerase II cis-regulatory region sequence-specific DNA binding
Source: RefSeq, a predicted model, not a curated record
AGUUCAGCUCCCUGGAGGGGAAGGAGGGACAUCCCAAGGAAGGGUCCUUGAGGAAGGAGUGGGGGGUGAUAUCAGGAGAAAGCUCGCAGGGGCUGUCUCAGGGGAGCGAAGAUCUUGGGGAGAACAGCUGAGGUCUCCAGUAGAUAAACCACUGUGCAGGCUGAGGGAGGUACCUCUUGGCACAAGGCCUUGGGUAGGCAGGGGGCGAAGUCCUCGUAGAAGUGGGGGGAAGCUAGAGGAAGUGGCUGGGCCUGAACUUGGCCCUGUGCCUGACACAAGGGCUUGUGCAUCCCCCAGCCCUCAGCUUUGCCUUCUGAAGCCACUUCUCAGGGGCAGGGAUCCUCUUCCUCCUCCAACUCCUCUGUUUUCUGACCCCUGAUUAUUCGUGUCCCAAAACGAAGAAGAAUCAGUGUCUGAGUCUAGGAGUGGGAACCCAGAUGCUGGUGAUAGAGUUCUUUUUAGUUCCUGAGAAUUGAUUUAUUUCUCUUGUAUCCACCUAGUAGUGGGUGGCACUGAGCUUCUGUUACUCUGUCUUUCCAUCUUUGAAUUGUUGGUUGUCGGGUGGGCCUGCCUUCCUGCUGACAGUCAAAGAAUUCCUGAGGUUCUCCACAGUUCUGCACCCUUACUGGCCCCUGUAACCUAGACAAUUUGUUCACAGAAAGUUCAGGAGCCCUGGAAAGGAGAAAGAAUAAGACGACAGGAGGAAGAGAGAGAGAGGGUAGAAUGGAAGAAUCUCACUUCAAUUCUAACCCAUACUUUUGGCCUUCUAUCCCCACAGUCUCAGGACAGAUUGAGAACACAAUGUUCAUCAAUAAGAUGAAGGAUCAGCUGUUGCCAGAGAAGGGCUGUGGUCUGGCUCCACCUCAUUACCCCACCUUGCUGACAGUGCCUGCCUCAGUGUCCCUGCCCUCAGGCAUCAGCAUGGACACAGAGUCCAAGUCAGACCAGCUGACCCCACACAGCCAGGCAUCCGUUACCCAGAAUAUUACGGUGGUCCCUGUGCCGUCUACAGGACUGAUGACUGCUGCCCUGCAGGUGGUCCCUGACCUCUCCAAGAAGGUAGCAUCAACCCUAACUGAGGAAGGAGGUGGAGGUGGUGGUGGAGGUGGCAAUGUGGCUCCUAAGCCCCCCCGGGGCCGCAAGAAGAAGCGAAUGCUGGAAUCAGGGCUACCUGAGAUGAAUGACCCUUAUGUCCUCUCCCCUGAGGAUGAUGAUGACCAUCAGAAAGACGGCAAAACCUACAGGAGCGAAGGGAACUGCGGCACAGGAAAUGGACAGAGCCUUGGGCUCAUGGAUUCAGUUCCCGGCUCCACCACGAACUUGCUGUGUGACCCUGGGCAAGUGCGGAUGUGCUCACUGACAUUCUACUCAAGAGUCGAGAAGAUGCAGAUCCACUCCAAGUCACACACCGAGACCAAGCCCCACAAGUGCCCACAUUGUUCCAAGACCUUCGCCAACAGCUCCUACCUGGCCCAGCACAUCCGUAUACACUCAUGGGCUAAGCCCUAUAGUUGUAACUUCUGUGAGAAAUCCUUCCGCCAGCUUCCCACCUUCAGCAGCACAACCCGGAUCCACUCCAAGAUGCACACGGAGACCAUCAAGCCCCCCAAGUGCCCGCACUGCUCCAAGACCUUCGCCAACACCUCCUACCUGGCCCAGCACCUCCGUAUCCACUCGGGGGCCAAGCCCUACAACUGUUCCUACUGCCAGAAGGCCUUCCGCCAGCUCUCCCACCUCCAGCAGCACACACGAAUCCACACCGGUGAUAGACCAUACAAAUGUGCACACCCAGGCUGUGAGAAAGCCUUCACACAACUCUCCAACCUGCAGUCCCACAGACGGCAGCACAAUAAAGAUAAACCCUUCAAGUGCCACAACUGUCAUCGGGCGUACACAGAUGCAGCCUCACUAGAGGUGCACCUAUCUACGCAUACGGUGAAGCACGCCAAGGUGUACACCUGCACUAUCUGUAGUCGGGCAUAUACAUCGGAAACAUACCUUAUGAAACAUAUGCGCAAACACAACCCUCCUGAUCUCCAGCAACAAGUUCAGGCAGCAGCAGCAGCAGCAGCAGUAGCCCAGGCUCAAGCCCAAGCUCAAGCUCAAGCUCAAGCUCAAGCCCAGGCCCAGGCCCAGGCCCAAGCCCAAGCCCAAGCCCAAGCCCAAGCCCAAGCCCAGGCCUCCCAGGCAUCACAGCAGCAGCAACAGCAACAACAGCAGCCACAGCCACCACACUUCCAGUCCCCUGGGGCAGCCCCCCAGGGUGGGGGUGGUGGGGACAGCAACCCCAACCCUCCACCCCAGUGUUCCUUUGACCUGACCCCCUAUAAGACGGCGGAGCAUCAUAAGGACAUCUGCCUCACUGUCACCACCAGCACCAUCCAGGUGGAGCACCUGGCCAGCUCUAGAGAUCCGUGCUGCCACCCAUUGGGAAUAGGAGAAACAAAGCUUUUAAAUUUGGGGUUGGUGCUCAAGGGAAGGAUUUGCUGUGACCUCACGGAAACUUAUCUGGUGUGGGCACUUACCCUCUCCCUCAUCCUCAAGUUCAGGCUGAAAGAAGACUAG